CCAGCCACAGCCACAGCCACAGCCACCCAAGCCAACAUGUGCCACACCAGCUGCUCCUCGUGCUGCCAGCCGUCCUGCUGCGUGUCCAGCCCCUGCCAGGCUGCCUGCUGCGUGCCUGUGAGCUGCAGGCCUGUCCUGUGCGUGACUCCAUCCUGCCAGUCCUCGGGCUGCUGCCAGCCCUCCUGCCAGGCAUCCGUGUGCCUCCCCGUGAGCUGCAGGCCUGCCGUGUGCGUGCUCCCCUCCUGCCAGUCUUCGGGCUGCUGCCAGCCCUCCUGCCAGGCGUCCGUGUGCCUCCCCGUGAGCUGCAGGCCUGCCAUGUGCGUGGUCCCCUCCUGCCAGUCCUCAGGCUGCUGCCAGCCCUCGUGCCCCGCCCUCCUCUGCAACCCUGUCUCCUGCGGCACCUCCUCCUGCUGCACCUCCUCCUGCUGCUGACCUCCCGGCUCCAUGCCAGCUGUGCGGGACAGGGGACAGCCGCACCGCACCUCUAGGGCCCAUGCUCAGCAGUGGAGCAGGUGGGACGCCUGGACUCUGGUCUAGAACCCAGCAGAAGGGUUUAGAGCCUCCCCUCACUGUCCACUCAGGACAGCUGUUCUGACCCCAUGGUCCCAUGGGAGCCCAAUAAAUACGUUCUC
Molecule: messenger RNA, 632 nt
Organism: Chinchilla lanigera (long-tailed chinchilla)
Lineage: Eukaryota; Metazoa; Chordata; Mammalia; Rodentia; Chinchillidae
Product: keratin-associated protein 12-3-like
Exons: 1
Coding region: 37-432 (131 amino acids)
Cellular component (GO): keratin filament
Source: RefSeq, a predicted model, not a curated record